AUGGAAAUCAUUUUCAGCCGAUGGAAUCCUCAAUGGCGAGCCCAAUUUCGUGCCAUCCAAGCCGAUCUCGGCGGCGGUCUCAAAAAGAACCGAGUCUCAUAUCUCACGAUUGAGCACGUGGGGAGCACGUCAAUAGCCCAUCUUGUCGCGAAGCCGAUGCUUGAUAUUCUUAUCGUUGUCGCCGACGCAGACUUCAAUGACAGUCAUCGAGAGAGACUCAAGGAAGUGUUGUGUUUCAGCUGGGAUUUGCAUCACGGAGGCUAUUCGUACAAAGGCGAAUCUAGCAUCAAAGGCCGAUGGAACUUCACGCUUCAAGGCGUGAUACCCGAGCGGAAAAUCGCAGUCGUGGCGGAGAACAGCAUUUAUCGGAGGAGCUGCUUGGCAUUCAGAGAUACGUUGAAGACACAGUGGGAAUUGCGCGAGCAGUAUAGUCAGGUCAAGCAGCUCUUAGCGCGGACAGAGAUCCAGCGCAUCAUGCAAUAUUCUACGGCUAAGAAUAAAAUCGUAAGCAAGGUCCUGAAAAAGGCCGGAUGGACUGACGAAGAGGUUGAUGAGAAAGAAGGCAUGGUGAAGAAAUGGUAUCCUGAGAUUUGA
Letharia lupina is the source of this 594-nucleotide messenger RNA. RefSeq lists its product as uncharacterized. NCBI's taxonomy places the organism in Eukaryota, Fungi, Ascomycota, Lecanoromycetes, Lecanorales, Parmeliaceae. The transcript has a single exon. The record is from RefSeq and is a predicted model, not a curated record. The coding region runs from base 1 to 594 and encodes 197 amino acids.